AAGCUUUUGCGACAUGGGCGUGUUCCCCAAUGUCGUCUCCGUUACCCGUAAGUUGAAGAAUGAGCCAGUGAGAGAAAAGGACAGCGAAAUACAUAGAAUAAUUAGUUUUAAUUACCACAAAAGAUGUUCAUUUGAAAGUAUUUCGAGACUUUGUACGUGUGUACAGGUUUUGUACGGUUGUUACACGUAGUUGCAGACCUCCGGGAUUUGUUGGUCCAUGUUUAAUAACUGAUUAAUGUGAGGCUCAUCCGCUAGUCGGUUAGCAAAGCGCCUUUGCCGCUGCGAUGAUGGAAACUUGAGCAGCUCAAAGGAAACACUCAUCAAGCUCUCCAGACCAUCCAAACACAGGAUCCCUGUGCCAGGCAACAAAAUGCAGACCAUAAAGUGUGUUGUUGUUGGUGAUGGUGCAGUGGGAAAGACCUGCCUGUUAAUCUCCUACACUACUAAUGCCUUCCCAGAUGAGUACAUUCCUACGGUUUUCGACAACUACAGCACUCAGACCUGUGUGGACGGCCGUGCCGUCAGCCUCAACCUGUGGGACACAGCCGGUCAGGAGGAGUACGACCGCUUGCGAACCCUCUCUUACCCACAGACGCAUGUCUUCAUCAUCUGUUUCUCUGUGGCCAGCCCUUCCUCUCAUGCCAAUGUCCGGCAUAAAUGGCACCCGGAGGUGUGCCACCACUGUCCUGGUGUGCCUGUGUUGCUGGUAGGCACUAAGAGAGACCUGCGGGGAGACAAGGAGACCCUGGAGAAGCUGAAAGAGCAGGGGAUGAGUCCAACCACUCCGCAGCAGGGCGGCGCAUUGGCCCGCAGCAUCGGUGCGGUGCGAUAUCUGGAGUGCUCGGCCCUUCUGCAGGAGGGGGUCAGAGAGGUCUUCAACGAAGCAGUCAGGGCUGUUCUCUACCCCAAUGCCAAGAAGCACAGCAAGAAAUGUGUGCUGUUAUAACUACUUGAGGGUGUGUGCGUGAGAGAGAUUUUAUGAAGGGUGGAAUAUCAGUUAGUCAUGUGAUCGUCUCUGCAAAUGUGUGUUGCUGUCACUUUUUGUUCAUAUCUCUACACUACAGUUAGCAAUAGGUGUACAGACUGUUAAUGAGGAAGACUGAGACUCUGUGCUUUUGUGUAUUUGUGUUUCAACUUUCCGUACAUGUCCAAGACAGAAAUACGGUGUUGUAAUCUAAAGUCAGGCAGACCAAGGCAGUGGAGUGGAUUUGUCUGAAGGACUAACAGGCAUUGACAACUUCUGCCUUCCUAUAAAGCCUUAAAACCCCAGCAUAUUUUUUAGGAAUCACUCAGAGGAUAUUUCAUGCACCAAAGUGUAAAUUCAGUCUAAAUUCAGACUGGAUGUCUUGAAGGUGCUGUCUCUCCCUUACCACAUCAGUAACACAAUUAUCAGGGCUCACAAUCCACCUGAUAUGCGUGGUAUUUUAAUGUGAGACCCUAAGACUUGAUGACCUACACUUACCACAACAUGCCAUUUUUCUUGUAUUGUUGCCUUUGUAGAGUUGAUCGACUUUUUAAUCAGGAAGCGCUGUGGAAUCCCAGUGUGCCUUUAGUGCUUGGCCCCUUCUCUGACAUCUCAUAAACUCCUUCCUCUCUGCUCAUUUCAUCUAGGGUGCUACUUUGGGUGCCAGUUGACAUUUAUUGCUGGAAAGGACUGUUGAAAGUUUACAGAGAGCUGUUGUAGCUCACCUGCCUUCUAUUAGAGCUGUAAAUGAAGGGAUAUAGUGCUGUUUUAUAACACUCUUGAGGUAGAAAUGAAGAUCUUUAUAUUUGGCCCACUGUGCCUGAAUCCUCACAAUUUACAACCCUGUUUUUGAAACUGAAGUGCCACUAAUAUUUUGUAUUAUUUGUAUUUUACCAUGAAUGUUGAUCCACUCCAAUGAAGUGCCCUAAUAAGAAGAUAAACACUCUUGUCUUUCAUCUCUGUUACAAUGAAACAUCAUGUGCACAAACAUUCAGGUUUAGGCUUCAUUUGGGUCCACAUUUACAUUUUAUAUAUUGACUGUCUACAUUUUAUAUGAUAAACAUCAGCGUUUUAUUAUUAUUUUUAUUUUGUUUUUAGGACAUAACACACCAAAAUUGGCUCUUUUUAAUUAAAGCUGUUUUUAUUUCUUGAAACUGUCAUUAUUUUAAGAAUAUACCUCCACUUGCAUGAGAAAAUAAACUAGUUUUAAAGUAAAAGAAUGGUUGGCUCCUGUUCUUUGACCUCAGAUUUGUUCAUGACAUAAACAUAAACGCAGGGAGAAAGGGA
Sinocyclocheilus grahami is the source of this 2251-nucleotide messenger RNA. RefSeq names its product rho-related GTP-binding protein RhoG-like. Lineage: Eukaryota; Metazoa; Chordata; Actinopteri; Cypriniformes; Cyprinidae. The record is from RefSeq and is a predicted model, not a curated record. Gene Ontology annotation, molecular function: GTP binding; GTPase activity. Gene Ontology annotation, biological process: small GTPase-mediated signal transduction. The transcript is spliced from 2 exons. The coding region runs from base 371 to 946 and encodes 191 amino acids.